AUGGCAUCGGGCGCUGCAACUGGUCCUGACGAGCAGCCUGCCGCCAGGCCCAAGCCAAAAGCGACAGGUUGCAAACACUCUGCUGGCCCUAGCUCGAGCUGUGGCCACGAGCCCGGCGUUGAUGACCAAGAUUUCAAGUUCUGGGACGGCCCCAAGGCUGGACCAAAAGUUACCCCAGAGCUUGCCGCCGAGCGACUAGCCCGAAAGGCCGAGCGACUAGCUAGAAAGGCUCGCAGUGGCCGGGCCUCCGCUGCCGCCGCUUCCGCCGCCGCUGCCGAUGCCGCUGCCGCAGCCGCCGCCGCAGCCACCGCCGCAGCCGCGGCGCCCGAGACGGGCAGUAGUGGCAGCGGCGGCGAACCCGACACACGCCCCGUGAUGCGCUACUGUUGGGGCCAGGUGGUGGGACCCGAGCCGCGCACGUGGCAGGAGCUGCUCGAGGAGGACUACGGCGACAUGCGCGCCUUCAUGAAGGACCUCGACCUGCCCCGGACCCCCGACGGCGUCGCCGAGGCGGAGGAGAAGCUGCGCCGCUACGCGCGCCGCGAGGCGCGCGAGCUGGAGCGCCUCGCGGACCGGCAGCGCCGCGGCCUCCCCUACAUCGAGGGCGGCUACCCGCGCUACGCGAACAGGCCCCGCGAGCUGACGGCGGAGGAGCAGGAAUACAUCGAGAAGUGGAGGGAGGACAAGCAGGCCGACAAGGAGUACCGCAGCUCGGUGGCGUACAUGAAGAUGAUGCAGCGCCGGUUCAAGGAGAAGUGCGCGAGGAGGCAGGCCGAGAUGAAGGCGAACGGGGAGGUCAGCAUGGCCGCGCGGCCGCCGCCGCGGCCCAAGACGGCCACGACGGACGCCGAGAAGGCGGCGCUCCGGAAGUCGAUUCAGGACAGGCACAAGGUGGCGGCGAUGAUGGAGGCGAUGGAGCGCGGGGAGGCGGGCCCGGCGUCGGCCGAGGACGAGGAGGCCCUCCGGAACUACAAUUACGUCCGGAACGGCUACCGCCACGUAACGGCGGCCGAGACAACAAAGACAACAAAGACAACCGAGACAGCCGGGGCAUGCGAGUCUGACCUUUCAUCUUCUUCAUCCGACGAGUCAGACUGGUCAUGCCUGGAGGCAUACGAGGCAGCCAGGACAUCCGGGGAUGAGCAAAAGUCAUAG
Messenger RNA from Gaeumannomyces tritici R3-111a-1, 1155 nucleotides. RefSeq lists its product as hypothetical. The transcript has a single exon. The record is from RefSeq and is a predicted model, not a curated record. Lineage: Eukaryota; Fungi; Ascomycota; Sordariomycetes; Magnaporthales; Magnaporthaceae. The coding region runs from base 1 to 1155 and encodes 384 amino acids.